UUUCCCUUUUUGUUUGAUUGCAACUGUCUCCGAUUACAGUGUUCGAUCUUCUUCAGCUUUAAUGGAUCCACUAGGUGCAGUCGAUGAGGCUAUCUUAAGCGUCGCGGAAGCUGAAUUGACAAAGGAAAGAGAGAAGACAAAGCUCAUGAAGGAGUCGGCAAGGGCCGAUCAAGCUGCACUGGAAGCGAAGGAGAGAGAACUAGCAAUGCUUGUGAGAAAGAAGGAUCAAAUGGUUGCAACCAAAGAAGCUGGGGAUAGAUUGGUGGAUGUUUUCCUCGAAGCAGAUGGUAAUAACGAGAAUUUUGAUGAGACAGCUAUGAUGGACGCUAUUUUAGCUUUGAUAAGGGAUGAUGGUGGCGAUGAUGGUGGCGAUGACGGAGGAGAUGACGUCGUCGAUGAAGGCGGCGAUGACAGCGGCGAUGGAGGCGACGGGGAGUAAUAGCUUGCUGCAACGGUGGUGGAUAUGAGGUGUUUUCUGUACCGACCACCUUGAAUAAAGAUAAACCUGGGUUUGAAUAAGUUUUCAACUGCUCUGACUCUGCU
This is a messenger RNA of Durio zibethinus, 543 nucleotides long. The record is from RefSeq and is a predicted model, not a curated record. NCBI's taxonomy places the organism in Eukaryota, Viridiplantae, Streptophyta, Magnoliopsida, Malvales, Malvaceae.